CUUGGAUCGAAUGGCAUAUACGAGAUGGCAAAGGCCAUCUAAGGUCUCUAAGGCAUAAGGUCACUCGGACUCGGGCUAGGGAGGUCUACAAUGAAGACAAAUGGAAUGGCUACUCUGGGAGCGAAGACUGGAAACCGGUGCUUGAAGGAGCAACGGAGUUUUCAAUCGCAAAGAGCACCGAAUCCAACACCAACUGCCCAGCAAACUUUUCAGGGAGGAGUAUACAUCGAUCAUCCUCACCUAUUGCCGCCAAUGCUUCUUAAGGGUCAUUUACGACUUCCGCGAAGUCAAACGGGGAGAUCAAAUACCGCGUAGGCAAUGGAGGCUAUCUUCGUCGUGGGUCAACGAUGGAAUCCAAGCAAAGCACAGAAUAUGAAGACACCCGUGCCCUAGUAAAACACGAGUUUCCACAAGAGAGAAAACUCAGCGCCAUCAUUCCAGAUCACCCGUUUGGCAUCAUUAAGGAAUCUCGGCCAACCUCUGAUCAAGCUAGUAGAAGAUGAGCGGAAGGACGUCCGUCCACUCCAAUACAUGCCAAUCCUACAAUUUUACACCUUCCUCACGGAACUGUACGUUACGAUUCGCCGCCUGUCGAAUACAAGGGAUGCCGGUUCCCACAAACAAUUAUCGAGGUGCGACAUCACCGACGACGCUGGAGAUUGGUGUGGUUCUAUCGAAGUACCCACUGAAUGGAUAUCCGGAAGCGAGGAUCAGCGAUUCCAUUUCAUUGUAAUAUCUCACGCAAAAGCUCUCACUAUGGAAAAAAAUGCCUGGUUUAGACCUACUACAUUCCGAAGGAGGGAGAGGAGUCGCAAUGGGGUCUGUACUACAUUUUGCUCUUGGAGAGGGAUAAUGAACGAUGCUUAUGGGAACGGGUUGCUCUUGGCAAGGUUUUUCGGACCGCUUUUGAAAAAGCAAGUUGGUCCGAGAUAAAACUUGGAUGAUCCUGGUGGUUACCUACGUGGGUGUGAGACAGAAGUUAAUAGAUGAGGGCGCACGUAUCCUAUACUUAAUAUACUAUUAAGAAGGGCGGCCAGUCUAGUGACAAGUCAGACCCAUAGGUAUGUAUAUUAUCAUUGAAUAUAUUUAAAUAAAU
Molecule: messenger RNA, 1096 nt
Organism: Annulohypoxylon truncatum
Lineage: Eukaryota; Fungi; Ascomycota; Sordariomycetes; Xylariales; Hypoxylaceae
Exons: 1
Coding region: 532-933 (133 amino acids)
Source: RefSeq, a predicted model, not a curated record